This is a messenger RNA of Gigantopelta aegis, 3388 nucleotides long. Its product is annotated as coiled-coil domain-containing protein 173-like. The record is from RefSeq and is a predicted model, not a curated record. Lineage: Eukaryota; Metazoa; Mollusca; Gastropoda; Neomphalida; Peltospiridae. Bases 90 to 1745 code for a protein of 551 amino acids. The transcript has 9 exons.
CAUAUGUUGUGCUUGACAACAUGAAAAAGUUUGUUAAUUGAGAAAACAGUUGUGAAAAUUAGAAGGAAACUAAAAAUUACGUGCUCAAAAUGGCUACAAAAGUUUUACAUGGAAGGCGAAGGGGUCAAGAAAGAGUUGUGACUCCUGAGUUUUGUGUUCAAAACCAACAAAAUAAACCACUAACAGACGUCAAACAAGUCACAGUUCUCACAAAAGGAGACUGGAAUCGUAUCCAGGACCAACUGAACAGAAGACAGAUAGAACAAGAACGUAUUCAAAGAAUUAAAGCAGAAAAAGAAGAACGGAGGAGUAACUCUAAGGAAGUCAUUAAAAACUGGACAAAUACAGAAGUUGGUAAGAGAUUGAAAAAUCUGGAAGCGCGUAAGUUACGUCAGGCGAAAGAGGAAGAGGAACGCACAGCUAUUGAUUUGGAAGAAGCUAAAUACCAGGCACAGCAGAGGAAGGAAGCCAUAGACAAGGCGAAGACCCAACAGUAUUACCAGACAGACAGAGUGAAAUCCUUCCAUAGUGCUCUGCUGUUGACGGAGGUACUGAAGGAGAGGGAGGCCCAGCUGGAGCUGAAGCAGCUGAUUGCGAAGGCGAACGAUGGCAAGGACACGGAGUGGACGCGGCUGCAGCAGCACGCGUAUGAAGAGACUGUCCAGAAGGAACAGGAGCGAGCAGCGGCUAGGAUCAGGGAUGCCAAACAAAACGAGGAGUUCCUCAAAGCACAAGCUCUUGAACACCAGAGAGAGAAGCAAAAAGAAGCAGAAGAAAACACGAUUGAAGCAAAUGAACUAAAGAAGUUGGCCAUGCAGUAUGAAAUUGAGAAGAAACAGCUGGAAGAAAUACAGCGUGAUGAGAAGAAACAGCAGAUCCUAGAGAAUCGGCAGCAACUGUCGGAAAUGAAAAAAAUGAAACAGAUUGAAGCCCAGCAAGAGGAGGAGGAAGAUGAGGAAUGUCGCAUAUUUGCUGCUGCCAAAAGGAAGAUGAUGCAGCUUCGAGCCAUAAGAGAGAAGGAGAUGCAUGAAGAGAAACAGAGGCAUUUGAAUGAAAUAAAAGACAAAUUAGCCACCCAGAUGAAAGAAAAACUGGAUGAUGAAGAUACACGCAUCCUCAUGGCCGUGGAAGAAGAAGAAAAGAAGCAAGAGGAGGAGGAGGCGGUGAAGCAGAAGAAAAUGUUAGAAGGAAUCAAAGCUCAGCAAGAACACCGGCUACGACAAUUGAAAGAAGAAGAGGAGAGAAAGAAGAGAGAGAAGAUUGAGAUGCUUGAACUACAGCGGUUACGUCAGGCAGCAGACGAGGUUUUCCAGCGCAAUGAGUUCGAGAAAGAAAAACGUAGACUGGAAGCGGCUCACAAUCUGACAAAGCAUCAUUUGGAUCAAAUCUCUGAACUGAAGAUGCUGGAGCAGCAGGACCGCGACAACCAGCUGGCACUGGACAAGGCCAACGAGGAGCUGAUCGCGGUCGAGGAGACGCAGUUCCAGGAGUACGCCAACAAGGUGAUCAAACACUGCCAGGAGGGCGGCCGCAACGUCUACCCGCUUAAGAAGGCCGCCAAGGAGGGUGCCGGCGGAGGACUGGGCCCCGUCUUCCCGGGGAAGGGGGGCAUUCGACCUAGCUACAUGGUAGCUGACAAGACUGGUGUACAGCUUCCAUGCUACAAGGGCGACUCCACCGAAUCCACUAAAGAACUCGUCAAUGGAAAGUAUCCAACUAAAGCAAGAGUUGGUUUUGUGUGGUGAAGAAAAGUCAAUGUUUGUGAUAAUAUUUUUUUAUGGAUAAAAACUGGGGGGAUGUAUGCAAAAAUGUUCAUUAGUAAGGUAUUCAUUCACUCCAUGUACAUAACUCGGAUAAGAAUCGAGAACAUUAAGGAGCCUGUUUGGGGUUUUUCAACUUGGACAUGCAGAAUGGAAAAAAUACCAUUAGUUAUUGUACUUUUUUUUGUUUGUGGUUUUACCAAGUGUUGUAAGUAAGUAUCAUUAAUGCGAUAUAUUUGUUAUUAACUUACAAAUGAUCAGGAUGGCCAAACAGUUGAAUUUACAUUUCUUAUGGCUACCGUCAUGGAAUGAAAUUUUAACACAGUAUUAUUUUAUCUUGCGGUACCUUAAAAACCUGAGUGAGUCAUGACUAACCCUGUAUUCACAGAAAAUCUACUACUCUUUUACUCUUCAAAUCUUAAAAACCUGAGUGAGUCAUGACUAACCCUGUAUUCACAGAAAAUCUACUACUCUUUUACUCUUCAAAUCUUAAAAACCUGAGUGAGUCAUGACUAACCCUGUAUUCACAGAAAAUCUACUACUCUUUUACUCUUCAAAUCUUAAAAACCUGAGUGAGUCAUGACUAACCCUGUAUUCACAAAAAAUCUACUACUCUUUUACUCUUCAAAUCUUAAAAACCUGAGUGAGUCAUGACUAACCCUGUAUUCACAAAAAAUCUACUACUCUUUUACUCUUCAAAUCUAAACAUAUUAUUAACCAGAAAUAUUUAAUAAUAUAAAUAUAAUAUUCAUUCAGGGAGAUGAUUUUACUGAUUUUCUAUACAGCAUUAAUUGCACAUAUUAGUAAUAAUGUACAUGUGUGUGUCCAUGCAUCUGUUCAUGUAUGUAUGGGUGUGUGUAUGGUGUGUGUAUGUAGAUAUAUUUGUAAAAUAUUAUUUUUAUUAGUAUAAACAAAGUGAAGUAUAAUUGAAAUUUAGAUUUAAACAUCUCAAAAAUUGCUCUUUGACAUUCAGACCUAGGAUAAAUGCACCUUGCUUAAUAUCCUGUAAAUAUGUUAGUGUUUCUAUCAAACCAGUCAUUUAUUUAAGGCAAAUAACGUCAUUAUUCAGUUUAGUCUUAUGGCUGAUAUGAUCUUAAUAUGAAGAUAAAUCUGCAGUUAUGAUUUUGUUUUACACCGUCUGUAGUUACACAGAGAAUAAAACAUUCACAACCUUCAUUCCACUGUAUAACCUUCAUUGUUAGACUGGUAUCAGUCAUUUGGUCAUAUAAAUAUUCAACCAAUAAAACUACUGAAUUAUAUAUUGAAUGUAACAAUCAUAGCCUUGAAUUGUUUUUCAUUUUUAAUAAAACAUAUUGUUUUUGUUUACGUUUUUGUGUUUAAUAUUCUGUUACUUAAUAUAUUAUUUCAGUUUGUAACUGUUGAUGUGAAGAAAUAGGCCUAUGUUGUUUUGUAUAUUGAGUUAGUAAUCGACCCUCGAAAUUCAGAUGAUCUUGUGACAGCAAAUAUUGUACAAAUAAUAACAAAAUACCCAAUGAUAAAAAUGCCAUUGCAGAUAAAUUUUGCAACAGCUUUUUUGCACCGGCACUUGAUUGCUGUCAUGAAUUUCGAGGGCUGAAUAAAUGUAGAAAAUUCUUGUAAUAAUGAAUAAAUAAAAGAAAACCCAUCUU